Messenger RNA from Phalaenopsis equestris, 1292 nucleotides. Its product is annotated as transcription factor JUNGBRUNNEN 1-like. Gene Ontology annotation, biological process: regulation of DNA-templated transcription. The transcript is spliced from 3 exons. The coding region runs from base 157 to 1104 and encodes 315 amino acids. The record is from RefSeq and is a predicted model, not a curated record. Lineage: Eukaryota; Viridiplantae; Streptophyta; Magnoliopsida; Asparagales; Orchidaceae. Gene Ontology annotation, molecular function: DNA binding.
AAUGUUUUCUCACCUAUAUAAAGGAGCCAAAAAUGGCAUCUUGUUCUUAGCAGAAGUACUCUUCGGCUCCUUAGGAAACAGAGCAAGAUUUGUAUCCUGUGUAUGAAGCUAGUAGGUGAUUAUCAGUGGAGAAGAUAAAGAAAGGGAGAGAAAUUAAUGGAGGAGAAGAAGAUGGUUGGGUUUGAAGAGAAAAGCAAUAGGAAAGGAGGGGAAGUGGUGGAUGAGGAAGAAAAGUUGGUUCUUCCCGGAUUCCGGUUUCAUCCGACAGACGAGGAACUCGUCGGAUUCUAUCUCCGGCGAAAGGUGGACAAGAAGAAGCCUCUCUCCAUUGAUACCAUCAAGCAGAUUGAUAUCUAUAAGUAUGAUCCAUGGGAGCUUCCAAAAAUGAGCACCAUUGGGGAGAAAGAGUGGUACUUCUUCUGCCUGAGAGGAAGAAAAUACAGAAACAGCAUAAGGCCUAACAGAGUAACAGGCUCUGGUUUCUGGAAGGCCACCGGCAUCGAUCGGCCGAUCUACUCCGGCAAUAAUGCCGACGACUGCAUCGGCCUCAAGAAAUCUCUGGUUUAUUACAGAGGAAGCGCAGGAAAAGGAACCAAAACUGAUUGGAUGAUGCAUGAAUUCAGACUCCCUUCCUCCAACAAAACCUGCAACAGUAGUACCCCUCCCACCAUCAAUGAAGCUGAAUCGUGGACUAUAUGCAGAAUAUUCAAGAGAAAUGUAUCGUUCAAGAGGUACGCACAGCAGAUGAAAGGGAAGGAGGGUGAAGGAGGAGUUGGAAUGCAGAAUUCAGCGGAUUCAAGCUCCAAGACGAGCAGUACAGAGUCAGAAGCUGGAGAGGAGCAUAGAUACCUCCAUGGAGGAUGCAGUUUUAAGCAAGGAGAUGAGAGCUAUGCCAACAGAUAUGUGGAAGAGAAUGGUGAUCAGUUAUAUUCAGCUGGGCAAUGGAAUUAUGAAGCUCAGACAAAUAGUUUCAGUUUAACUUCAAACUUUGUGAAUUUGAAUCAGAAUGAGAUUUUCAGAGAGGGAAACUGGGAAGAGAUUGGAAGAAUGGUGGAUUAUAUGUUGGAACCAGUAAUCAAUACAUAUGACUGUAUAUAUUUUUGAAAAUCGCUAUGAUAAUUAAGAUUUUAACUCUUGUGUGUCUUUUUUUUUAAUGAUCUGUGUUUUGCUCAUAAUUAAGGAAUUGGCUGUGGAGACUGUGUUAGGGAGUUGAUUACAUGUUAUGAAAAUGGAAACUGUUGAGUUUUUUAAUGUGAGCUUGUAAAACAUAUAUUGUAAUAGAGGAGAAUUGG